UCCUGCGGUGUGUGACCUGGGACCCUCGCUCUGAGCGGCGGCGGCCUGUCUGUAUGCGGCUGUAGUUAGCGGGGUGCUGCCUGUGUGUCACUGACCCGUGUCUCCCCUCUGCUGUCCCAGCUGUCUAUGAGCGCCCCCCCGGUCAUCAGGCCGCCCAGCCCCGCGGGCCACGGCCUCUCCCUGCAGAUCCAGAUCGGCCUGAGCCGGGAGCCCGUCGUCCUGCCCGAACCCGGGGAGCUGAGUUUGGGGGCCGUUCGGGAGAUGGCCUGCUCCAUCGUGGACCAGAAGUUUCCCGAAUGUGGAUUCUAUGGGAUGUAUGACAAGAUCCUCUUAUUCCGCCAUGACCCAAACUCAGAAAACAUUCUGCAGUUGGUUAAAUCGGAGGCAGAUAUUCAAGAGGGAGAUCUCAUUGAGGUGGUGCUUUCAGCUUCAGCAACAUUUGAAGAUUUCCAAAUCCGUCCUCACACUCUGUAUGUCCAUUCGUACCGUGCUCCCGCAUUCUGCGACCACUGUGGAGAGAUGUUGUGGGGUUUGGUGAGGCAGGGCCUCAAGUGCGAGGGAUGUGGUCUUAACUAUCACAAACGAUGUGCUUUCAAGAUACCAAACAACUGCAGCGGGGUGCGGAAAAGACGGUUAUCAAAUGUGUCACUGACUGGGUUAACAAGCAUACGCACUGUGUCUUCUGAGCCGGUCUCCUACGCCGUAGACGAGCCACUGCUGUCUCCUCUCAGCCCCAGCUAUGAGCAAAAAUCGCCAUCAGAGCCCUUUAUGCGGGAGAAGAGGCUCAGCAGCCAGCCCUACCCUGGUCGCCCCAUACAGUUGGACAAGAUCCUCCUUACCAAGGUCAAAGUGCCUCACACCUUUGUUGUCCACUCAUACACUCGACCAACAGUAUGCCAGUAUUGCAAGAAAUUAUUAAAGGGUCUUUUCCGGCAAGGACUACAAUGCAAGGACUGCAAAUUCAACUGUCAUAAACGGUGUGCAACUAAAGUGCCUCCCAAUUGCCUUGGGGAAGUUCAAAUCAAUGGAGACUUGCUGAGCCCUGGAGCAGAUGAUGUUUUAAUGGAGGAGUUAAGUGACAUUGAGAAUGACCCAACCUGUCCGAUGGAUGACAUUGAUGAACCCCUAACACCAGACAGUGGAAGCGGAUGCCAAAGUGAGAACGGAGACAUGCAGGACCCCGACCAAGAUCAAGACACAACAGACCGUAUGAUCAGCCCUUCAGCCAGUAAUAACAUUCCCUUGAUGAGAGUGGUUCAGUCGGUCAAACACACAAAGCGGAAAAGCAGCAGUGUUAUGAAGGAAGGCUGGAUGGUGCAUUACACCAGUAAAGAUACUAUGAGAAAGAGACAUUACUGGAGACUGGACAGCAAGUGUAUUACCUUAUUUCAGAAUGAUACUGGAAGCAAAUACUACAAGGAAAUCCCCCUUUCUGAGAUACUAUGCCUGGAACAUGCUAAAAACCUUUCUUUGCUUCCUCCUGGUGCAAAUCCUCAUUGCUUUGAAAUUACCACUGCUAAUAUUGUAUAUUAUGUGGGGGAGAGCAUUCCUCCACAGACGACACCUGAGAUAGGAAACAAUAGCGUGGUGAACAGCGGUGUGGGAAUAGAAGUGGCAAGAAUGUGGGAAAUCGCCAUACAACAUGCACUGAUGCCAGUCAAUCCUAAGGGAGCAAAUGGAGGAAGCAGUCAACACCGUGAUGUUUCCACCAGCUUCUCUGUGUCCAACUGCCAAAUUCAGGAAAAUGUGGAUAUUAGUUCUGUCUAUCAGAUUUUUCCAGAUGAAGUUCUUGGAUCAGGACAAUUUGGUAUUGUAUAUGGAGGGAAGCAUCGGAAGACAGGUCGAGAUGUAGCUAUAAAAAUAAUAGAUAAACUGCGUUUUCCUACUAAGCAGGAAAGCCAGCUAAGGAAUGAAGUUGCCAUUUUACAGAACUUGCACCAUCGUGGAGUUGUGAACCUGGAGUGUAUGUUUGAGACUCCAGAAAGAGUGUUUGUAGUAAUGGAGAAGUUGCAUGGUGACAUGCUUGAGAUGAUCCUAUCCAGUGAAAAGGGAAGGUUACCUGAGCGUAUCACCAAAUACUUGGUUACACAGAUUUUAGUUGCACUGAGGCACCUUCACUUCAAAAAUAUUGUCCACUGUGACCUGAAACCAGAAAAUGUGCUGCUUGCUUCAGCCGAUCCCUUUCCCCAGGUUAAGCUAUGUGAUUUUGGCUUUGCACGUAUCAUUGGAGAGAAGUCUUUCCGACGCUCAGUGGUUGGUACUCCUGCUUAUUUGGCCCCAGAAGUUCUGAGAAACCGAGGCUACAACCGAUCCCUGGAUAUGUGGUCUGUGGGGGUAAUCAUUUAUGUGAGCUUGAGUGGAACUUUCCCAUUUAAUGAGGACGAGGAUAUUCACGACCAGAUCCAGAAUGCGGCCUUCAUGUACCCACCAAAUCCCUGGAGAGAAACCUCCUCUGAUGCCAUUGACCUCAUUAAUAACCUGCUGCAAGUAAAGAUGAGGAAACGCUACAGUGUGGACAAAACCCUCAACCAUACCUGGUUACAGGAUUAUCUGACCUGGCUGGAUCUGCGUGAACUGGAGUACAAGAUAGGGGAACGUUACAUCACCCAUGAAAGUGAUGAUCUACGCUGGGAGGCAUACGCUGAUGAUCACUGUAUCCAGUACCCUCCCCACCUCCUUUCCCAACCAUCCAUUGAACCCGACGAUGCUGAGAUGAGAGCCCUGGGGGAGAGAGUCAGCAUUCUCUGACACUGCUAAACGGUCUCACACCAUGUUCCCCUCCAAAAAAAGAGAACAAUAGGGAAAGGAGAUGAAAACAGAUGUUAGAUAUUGAAUGUACAGUAUUCAUCAAUCCAUUCUGAUUGUGUGCAUCACUCCGCAAGUCUUUAAAAUACCUCUGGACUGUAUCCCUCUCACCAACCUAAUACAUUCUUUCACAAGAGCCUAAUGAGGACAGCAGUGUAGAAGGGGCAUCCCUUAUAAA
Molecule: messenger RNA, 2983 nt
Organism: Nanorana parkeri
Lineage: Eukaryota; Metazoa; Chordata; Amphibia; Anura; Dicroglossidae
Gene: PRKD1
Product: protein kinase D1
Exons: 18
Coding region: 127-2748 (873 amino acids)
Biological process (GO): protein phosphorylation
Molecular function (GO): ATP binding; protein serine/threonine kinase activity
Source: RefSeq, a predicted model, not a curated record